AUGAUUGUAAGGCGUUUUUUUUCAAUCUCGAGUCGCACAUCCUUCUUGAAGAAACCUCAGUUUGAUGUGAAAAAAAUAAUAGAGAUGAUACCUCAGUAUCAAAUCUCCAUUCAAAACAGAGAGCUGAUAGAAGCUGAUAAUAUCAUACUAGGUUUGCAACGGCUGGCUGAGCGAUACCAACAUGCGAAAAAAAUUAAUAAAGCCAUUGCAGAUAUUCAAAUACAAAGGAAAUCGAUUGAAGCACAAAUUAAAAAGGAUAGAACAAAAAUUACAGAAUACUCGGCCGCUUUGAAGGCUCUUAAAGAGCAAUAUCAGGAUCAAGAUAACCAGCUUUUGGAGCUGAAAAGUAAGAUCUCAGAGACUUGCAAAUCACUCCCAAAUCUUUUGGAUCCUACGGUUCCGUCAAAGACACCGCACAUUGAGCAAUGGGUGAAUCCCUUAAAAGUAUAUGAGAUUUCAGAAGCCCGGGCACACGUGGAUAUAAUGCUCAAAAAGAAAAUGCUGGAUUUGCAGAGUGCCUCCAAUAUUGCAGGAAUGUCAUGGUACUAUCUACUGAAUGACGGUGCACGUCUCGAACAAGCCUUGGUGUCAUAUGCUUUGAAAAGGGCAAACGAAAACGGAUUUGCGAGCUGUGUGCCACCAAGCAUUACGAAAAGAGAGUUGAUAGAUGCAUGCGGGUUUAAUCCAAGAGACAUGAAUAAUGAAAAGCAAAUUUAUACGCUGCAAGACACCAACUUAGGAUUGGUUGCUACUGCAGAAAUAUCCAUGGCAGGUUUAGGCGCAAACAAAGUCCUAGAUUUAAACUCUGCUGAGGGUGUUAAGAAACUAGUGGGAAUAAGCAGGUGUUACAGAGCUGAAGCGGGUGCCAGGGGUAAGGAUACAAAGGGUCUUUAUCGUGUUCAUGAGUUUACCAAAGUAGAAUUAUUUUGUUGGAGCAAGCCCAAAAAUAGUGCAGAGAUUCUUGAGCAGAUAAAGCAGCUUCAAAUUUCAAUAGUUGAAGAAUUAGGACUAUCGGCCAAAGUACUAAAUAUGCCUUCAAAUGAUCUUGGUAAUCCUGCUUUCAAGAAAUAUGACAUUGAAGCUUGGAUGCCAGGAAGAGGUAAAUUUGGUGAAAUAAGUAGUGCCUCCAAUUGCACCGAUUUUCAGAGUAGAAGAUUAAAUACAAAGUACCAGAAUGAUAACACAGGAAAGCUAGAGUACGUGCACACACUAAAUGGGACGGCAAUGGCCGUGCCAAGGGUGAUGUUAGCGCUGGUAGAAAACUUUUAUGAUCCCAGCAAUGGUAAGAUAUAUAUCCCUGAAUGCUUGAGGGAGUUCAUGAAUGGCCAGCGAUAUAUUUAA
Molecule: messenger RNA, 1341 nt
Organism: Saccharomyces kudriavzevii IFO 1802
Lineage: Eukaryota; Fungi; Ascomycota; Saccharomycetes; Saccharomycetales; Saccharomycetaceae
Gene: DIA4
Product: putative serine--tRNA ligase DIA4
Exons: 1
Coding region: 1-1341 (446 amino acids)
Biological process (GO): mitochondrial seryl-tRNA aminoacylation
Cellular component (GO): mitochondrion
Molecular function (GO): serine-tRNA ligase activity; tRNA binding; ATP binding
Source: RefSeq, a predicted model, not a curated record